AGCUUAUAAAAUUACUUAAAACAUUAAUAUUCAGCGUUAUAUAGUUAUAUGUGUUAUGCAAUCAGAUAAACAGCUGCUGAAGAGCUUUUUAGUGCCGUUAUCAACUAGAGAUGAAAACGACUACGUGAUAGUAUCAGGGACGGACUGUGAAAGAGAACCUGAGUUUAUACCAGAUGGUCCAAAGAACGCCCUGCAUCAUAUCUUGCAAGUGAGGGGACACAGACUGCCUGAAUAUUCAUCAGUCAGGGAUGGAGAGUCAAACUGGACAGCAACUGCUAUUCUACACAUUUCUAGACAUAAAACUAUAUCUGUUAAGGGAGAAAUGCACCCUAAAAAGAAGGUGGCAGAAUCAAAUGCAGCACAAAUGAUGCUCGAUAGUGACGAUUUUAAGGAGUACCUCAAACAUCUGGACAAACAGUGAACUGUACAAAAAGUAGUUUAUAUUUCAGAUGUUGAGUAUAGACAAUUGCUGAUUUAAUGACUGUUUCAAGAAUAUGAGAAUUUUGUGAUUAUUGUAAUGAAAACAGUUAAGGUGUAAAUUGUUAAGUGACAAAAUAUAGGGCUGUUUUGAUGCUAUGUAUAUAGUUUUAUAAGCUUUGUUGAAUGAUUGCUAAGUAUGGAACAA
Molecule: messenger RNA, 625 nt
Organism: Bolinopsis microptera
Lineage: Eukaryota; Metazoa; Ctenophora; Tentaculata; Lobata; Bolinopsidae
Exons: 4
Coding region: 56-421 (121 amino acids)
Source: RefSeq, a predicted model, not a curated record